Messenger RNA from Metarhizium acridum CQMa 102, 1266 nucleotides. The record is from RefSeq and is a predicted model, not a curated record. NCBI's taxonomy places the organism in Eukaryota, Fungi, Ascomycota, Sordariomycetes, Hypocreales, Clavicipitaceae.
AUGACGCAGAAUCAGAAGCGCGUCGCAGUAGUCGGUGGUAUGAGCCCCCUUUGCAAAAGCCACAGCGUCACAGUCUUUGAGCGCUACCAGUACGACAAGAACAAAUAUGAGCCAGAUGAAGACGAGAAGGUCCAGGCAGCUUCGGUCGAUGUUAACAAAAUAGUAAGUGGCAGACCAGCCGGCGACAUUGCAAGUCACGACGGGUUUCUGACCAAGCAGUUCCGGGCUUCCUAUGGCAAAAAGCUGCAUUAUCAAAGAUUGGCAAUGGAAAGUCGAGAAGCAUGGCUGAGAAUCAAUCAAGGCCUGGCUGACGCACUUUUUGUCGAAUGCGGAAUGCUUCGUGUUCAGCCUUCCGACGAGUUGGCAGCCUUGGAGAAGGAAACACUCGCCAACAUGCAACGGGACGGCUUCCGAGACACCCAAUUUGUCAAAAGCAAUGCCGAUGAUCGGGAGCGUGCAGCAAGGCUUGGGUGGGAGGGGAAGCUUCUUGAUUUUGAAAUUCCAGGCAGCACAGAUCACAAGACCUUUGAUGCUGUACUCGAUUCCCUUGGGGGCCUGACGAGAUGCAGCGCUGCCUGCUAUCAUUUCUACAAGUUGGCUGUGAGUGCGGGUGUCGAGUUUGUAUUUGGUUCAGAGGAGGGAACCUUUGCAUCAUUUAUUGAGAAAACAAGCACCGUGGAGGAAUCCAAAAGCAAGGUUGUUGGGUUAAGAACAAAAGAUGGGAAAGCUCACGAGGCAGAUGUAGUCGCCAUUGCAGCGGGCUCGUUCUCGACACAGCUCUUAUCGAAACUCUCCUACCAUCUAGAGUCCGCCGCUGGCAGCUUGGUGACCUUCAAGAUCGACCCUGAAAACAAAGCACUUUGGGACAAAUAUUCUCCAGAGAAAUUUCCAGUCAUUACCUGGAAAAGCGCUCCUCGCGCCAAAGACGGAAAAGAUACUGGGAGUAUUUACGUGUUUCCAAGAACUUCCGAUGGUAUUAUCAAGAUUGGAUAUCGUGGUGUCAAGUUUACCAAUUUUGAGAAGGCACCUGACGGGGUUCCUUUCACGCAAGACGGUCAAUGGUCGAUUCCUCUACCGUAUGAGGAUUGCAAAACCGUUCCGGCACAAGCGGAGGAAGCGAUUAGAACGUUCGUGUCCAUCUUCCUGCCAGAGUUUGACAAGGCCAACUUUGACACGACCAAGUUGUGCUGGUACACUGACUCCUUGGACAACUCGUUUGUUGUCAGUUACUCAAGAUCCAAGGAGACGUAUAGUAAGCGUGGCUAA